CGGGGGGAGGCAAACGACGUUCGGCCCCGGAAGGUGGUUGCUGUGGCUGCGCAAUCCGAGGCCCAUAUUGUUAUUGCUUGCCCUCAUCAGCAGGAGCUUCACUAUGCUGCUGUCCCGUGUGACCCUGCUGGUGGCGCCACCUGGGCUGGCCCGCUCCGCCGGCCGGCUCCAGUGGGCGCCGCGCCGCCUGCUCUCCAACGAAGGCCGCUCAACAUUCACGCGCCGCGCCACCCGCCGCGCCACGCUGAAGGAGCAGGCGAUGGCGCCGGCUGGGGAGGGAGCGUUCACGGCCGGCCGGGGCCUGGUGGCUGGAGCCUCCGUGGUGGGGAUCGGCGCUCUCUGCUACUACGGCGCCGGCCUCUCCAGCGAAAUGGGCGCCAUCGACCGCGCCGUGAUGUGGCCGGACUACGUGCGCGAGCGUGUCAAGGCCACCUACCUGUACUUCGGCUCCAGUGUGGCGGUGACGGCCGCUUCUGCCGCCGCCAUCUUCCGCUCCCCGGCCAUGAUGCGUCUCGUCACCAAGAACAGCUGGCUGGCUAUCGGUGCCACUUUCGCCGCCAUGAUCGGGUCGGGCAUGCUGCUGCGCUCGAUCCCGUACGAGCCGGGCUUCGGCACCAAGCAGCUGGCCUGGAUGCUGCACUGCGGCGUGAUCGGCGCAGUGAUCGCGCCGCUCGCCAUGCUCGGCGGUCCGCUGCUCAUCAGAGCCGCCUGGUACACGGCCGGCGUGGUGGGCGGUCUGUCCGCUGUGGCGGUCUGCGCGCCAAGUGACAAGUUCCUCUACAUGGGAGGGCCUCUGGCUAUUGGCCUUGGCGUCGUCUUCUGCGCCUCUGUCGGCUCCAUGUUCCUGCCGCCGACGACGGCGCUGGGUGCCGGUCUGUACUCGCUCUCCAUCUACGGCGGCCUGGUGCUGUUCAGCAUGAUGCUGCUGUACGACACGCAGCGUAUCGUGAAGAAGGCCGAGAUGCACCCCGUGAUCGCCCAGCGGCCGUUCGACCCCGUCAACGCCUCCGUCUCCAUCUACCUGGACACCAUCAACAUCUUCAUGCGGAUCGCGAUGAUUCUGGCUGGCGGUGGCGGCCGGAGGAAGUGAGCCUGGUUCACUGGGCAGAAGAGCUGGCGGCCUUUGAUUGGCUGCCCCAAGAUCUGGGUUGCGUCUGAUUGGUCGCAUCAAGCACGGGCCGCGGCUGAUUGGUGGCGCCGAGAACACUUUCACCGGAUUGGCUGCGCGGAGAGAGCAGUCGCAUCUUAUUGGCUGUGCCGUGUUAGGCCGAGCUGCCUCGGCAGGAGCGUGUGGCCGGAUUGGCCGAGAUCGUCGCGGGGGGCGGGGCCUGCGCUGACGCUGGCCAUUCUUGCCGGGCCGUCAGAGGGGCCCCGCCCUGAACUACGACGGCAUGCGACCGUCACAUGAGGCUCGGUGGCCUGGGAUGUGGCUCGAUGGCAGGAUACCCCUCCCCCUGCGUUGCCGGACCCUGCGGCCAGACUGUCUCUGCGGCGCUUCGCUACCGAAACGGGUGUAUUAUGAAGUGGUCAUCAUUAUACAACUGGGACAGUGCGAUUUCUUCUUCGUCUUUUUUUGUUAUGAUCGGAGUGCUUCAGCCAAAAUUAUCGCGCGCUGUGUAAACCGUCGCAGCGUUUGCGAGAGGCUGGACGGAGGGCGGUGUCCGUGAGACACGGAUCGUGGUGUUAAUUGUCCAUGCAAGUGUCGUCACGCACGUCCACUGCGGGGACGCCAACGCCGUAAAUUGAGGCAAACUGCGCACUGUCGUCACCUCCCACUAAACGAUGAGGAGCCGCGGGCGCGUGCCCAGCGUUAAGUGGAACGGGUUGCUGUCGCGACCCAUCGAAAUAAACCGUGAGUCAGGUGUGGACGAUCA
Messenger RNA from Pollicipes pollicipes, 1874 nucleotides. RefSeq names its product growth hormone-inducible transmembrane protein. NCBI's taxonomy places the organism in Eukaryota, Metazoa, Arthropoda, Thecostraca, Pollicipedomorpha, Pollicipedidae. The record is from RefSeq and is a predicted model, not a curated record. Bases 104 to 1090 code for a protein of 328 amino acids. Gene Ontology annotation, cellular component: mitochondrial inner membrane. The transcript has 8 exons.